AAUUAAGCUAUUCUAUCUAGUUACAACAAAGUUUAAUUCAGUAGAACAGGGCUCUGUGAAAAAGAGAAAUGUUAUUAUUACACCGAGUAGUGAAGUUUAUAUGCUGUGUGAUGAGUUGUCAGUAGACAAAAGGGAUUAUAUAUAAUGUCAUAAAUUCAUUGUACACUGGUAACAGGUUUUCAUUUGCGGUCACAUUCUGUGGUUUGAGGUGUCCUUGUUGCUGACAGGUUUUUAGGCCAGCUACAAUUCACACUGAAAAAGACUGUUCAUGUGAUAUUUGAUAGUGCUUGUGAAGUAGGGAAUAAUUUAUCACAUGAUGUAAUCUGAACAAUUCAGCAUGUGGAUUUUGAAAAAAGUGAAUUGAGAAUACUUCUUUAUAAAAUUACAAAUUGCAUUCAGCAGCUUGGGUUUCAAAUUGUAACCUUUUCUUAACAGACUAAGAUAAUUUUGAUGAUAAUGUUUUCAAUUAUAACCCAUUCUAUGGAUUUUUUAUUAUCCAUUUAAUUUUUGGAUGAAGAGAGAGAAGUGAUUGGAGGCAGGUGACCAAUCAAAAUUUUGAGAGAAAGAGAGAGAGUGAGCUCUGCCAGCCAUUGUGUAUUUCUGAUUGCUUGCAUCAGCUAAAAUUCACAUUUGACAUUUCAUCAUACUUUAAGCAAUGCAUGUAUUUUUGGUUUUGUUUUGUUUGGGUGGAGACAGGCAUUUUAGAAAAAGGAUCUGUUCAUAGAAAUUGUACAGCAAAGAGGAAUGGGGGAUCCACCAGAAGAGGGACCUACGCCUUUCUUGCCUCUCGUUGGAAUACAUAUCAAUCCUAUGGAGGGGCAGAGUUUUUCAUCCCAGUCGGAGGAAUCACCAAAGAAACACCUUUUGCCUUUGCCAGAUGCACCUUACUCUGAGGCUAGUUCGGCCAACUCUUUGAACCCAAUCUGUCGGAUAUGCCAUAUGCCAGACACAGCCCAGGAUGCACUGAUCUCACCGUGCAGGUGCUCAGGAACCCUUCAGUUUAUACAUGUCACAUGUUUAAAGAGAUGGUUGGAAGUUUGCUCACGCAAGACUAGGAAGCCACCCAAGUGUGAGCUGUGUCAUUACCAGUUUCAUCGGCACAAGAAGUUCAAAUGUAACCACUUCAGACUCCCGAGGGUAAAUGGACGAGACAAAAUCCUCCACAGCGUCUUUCUCAUCAAUGUCAUUGUCAUGCUGUCCUGUGCAGUCAUUACUGUUAUGUGUUUUCUGUCAGACAAGGGCCAGAUCAGCAAAUUCCCUCGCAACAAAGUUGACUUGACAACAGAGGAGAUAGUUACCCUGAUUUGUGGGGUUUUAUUUUUCGUUUCCUUCUUCAUUGCCAUGUCAGUUCAAAUCAAAGCAAAACACACAGUCUACCAGCUGAUCGUAAAGUUUAUAAUGCAGAAUAUGCAGUGGGAGAUUGAGGAGUACGACAAGGGCAAGGAUUGUGAAGAUGUUCAAGGCCAUCCUGUGCUGGUGUGACCUUUUGGGAAACUAUACAAAUACACUAUCUGUAUGGAAGUAUUACACCUUAUCUCAAUGAUGGAUUGACAU
Lingula anatina is the source of this 1554-nucleotide messenger RNA. Its product is annotated as E3 ubiquitin-protein ligase MARCHF4-like. Lineage: Eukaryota; Metazoa; Brachiopoda; Lingulata; Lingulida; Lingulidae. Gene Ontology annotation, molecular function: zinc ion binding. The record is from RefSeq and is a predicted model, not a curated record.